This is a messenger RNA of Priapulus caudatus, 2220 nucleotides long. RefSeq lists its product as uncharacterized. NCBI's taxonomy places the organism in Eukaryota, Metazoa, Priapulida, Priapulimorpha, Priapulimorphida, Priapulidae. The record is from RefSeq and is a predicted model, not a curated record. The transcript has 5 exons. Bases 1 to 552 code for a protein of 183 amino acids.
AUGAGUGAUAAGCGGCUAAGGACGGCGGCUUCCCACCUGCCUGCAGAGAUUCCCGCGUUCUUCGCGGGAGGAAUUAAGACGGCUCGCAACGAGCUGCGACAGCUCACAGCCGCAGCUACAGCGCGACCAAAGCUCCACGAUAUAGUUGAGAUAUGGAGUGGAGAACAGACAUGGUUGGAUGUACUGACCGCGCUCACUGGACGAAAAACAGGCCGUGACCAGACCGCGACGUCCGCGUGGUUGAUAGACGGACCUGCUUCUGCAGACGGACGCACCACUCCGCCCAUAUCUACGUGUGGCCCCACUAGCUACGCCGACAUUGCCUGCGACACCACAAGCCAGUUAGAUAACUACCGCACUGGCAGCAAAUCGCACACGAAAAGGGAGAAGGAUGCACCGCUAGAUGGCGACGAGGAGAUGGGCGGUGGCGUGCAUGGAGCGGCGGCUAUGGCGAGACAGCUGGAUCGCCGACGCUGCAUCGUCAUCGGCGUCAUCAUCAGCAUCGAGGUCGGCAUUGUGAUGUUCAUCAUUCUCAGAUCCUACCUGUCCUGAAUCGUACCCAUCCUGUACGUCAUCUGUCUAGCAUACUCACAUCUUACGGGUCUUGUACAUCUCCUGUCCCGCAUACUAAUAUCUUACCUGUUGUGAAUCUUACCUACGCUACACGCACCUGUCCAUCAUACACAACUCUCACCUGUCAUGUACGUCACCUGUCCUGUACGUCACCUCUCUUGUACGUCACCUGUCCUGUACGUCACCUGUCCUGUACGUCUCAUCUCCUGUACGUCGCAUGUCCUGUACGUCACCUGUCCUGUAGGUUACCUGUUCUGUAGUUCACCUGUCCUGUACGCCAUCUGUCCUGUACGUCACCAGGCUUGUAGGUCACCUGUCCUGUACGUCACCUGUCUUGUACGUCAUCUGUCCUGUACGUCACAUGUCCUGUACGUCACCUGUCUUGUACGCCAUCUGUCCUGUAUGUCACAUGUCCUGCAUGUUCAGAUCUCAUCUGUCCUGUACGUCACCUGUCUUGUACGUCACUUGUCCUGUACGUCACCUGUCCUGUACGUCACAUGUUCUGUACGUCAUAUGUCCUGUACGUCACAUGUUCUGUACGUCAUAUGUCCUGUACGUCACAUGUCAUGCAUGUUCAGAUCUCCCCUGUCCUGUACGUCACCUGUUCUGUACAUCACCUGUCCAUCAUACACAGAUCUUACCUGCGCCGUACGUUAUCUGUGCUGCAUACUCAGAUCUUACCUGUCCUGUACGUCAUCUGUCCUGCAUACUCAGAUCUUACCUGUCCUGUACGUCACAUGUCCUGUACGUCACCUGUCCUGCAUGUUCACAUCUUACCUGUCUUGUACGUCACAUGUCCUGUACGUCACCUGUCCUGCAUGCUCAGAUCUUACCUAACAUGUACGCACCUGUCCAGUAUGCUCAGAUCUUACCAGUCCUGUACUUCGCCUCUUCUGCAUAUCAUCUGUAUUGUACACCUACCUGUCAUGUGAGUCACCACUUCUGUAUCUCACCUGUAGAGUAUACUUACCUGUCCUUCACAUCACCUCACUUGUAUCUGACCUUUACUGCACCCAUACCUGUUCUGCAUCUCAAUACGUACCCACUCCGGGAUCACUCACUCACCACUCACGUUACAGACUAUGUCAAUGGCCUGAGGAACGUGCAGGCGUGUGUGUGAUAGUUCAUCAGUUACGUGCACUGCAUCAUGUCAUCACUGCAUCAUGUCGCAGUUGUCUUGAUGAUCUCCAGAAACCUACGCUGUAAUACACGUGUGCUUACGCCUGUCAUUCACGGCCGGUUGUCGCUGAGGUUUAGCCCAUCGAUUGCUAUACAUCGGUGUAUAUAUAGUUAAAUAGUAGAAUGUUCGAAUAGUCAAAAAUACGUUUAUUACCGUAGACCGACCGCACUCAACGCUGUCGGCCGAUUCAAGUAAAGAUACUACAGCAUUGAGUCUGCAUUUGAGUCGGAAUUGAUGUCAGAUACAGAAUCUAUUUUUAUCAUGUCCAAUAUUCUAAACGUAUAUAAUUCAAAAUUCCGGUAUCAUAUAACCAAUGACUUCGCUUCUCUUCGAAGUUUGUAUCCGGUUCGAAUUGCGUAGCAACGAAUACGAAGGUAAUCUUUGUAAUAUUAAGCCGUGCGACACCUCGUGCGUAACGUUAUAUACUAGAAAAAAGAGAGAAAAGUAAUAAACGACAAAUAAUAUGU